Messenger RNA from Coccinella septempunctata (seven-spotted ladybird), 1603 nucleotides. RefSeq names its product homeobox protein Nkx-2.5-like. Gene Ontology annotation, molecular function: DNA-binding transcription factor activity, RNA polymerase II-specific; DNA binding. The record is from RefSeq and is a predicted model, not a curated record. NCBI's taxonomy places the organism in Eukaryota, Metazoa, Arthropoda, Insecta, Coleoptera, Coccinellidae. The transcript has 2 exons. Bases 144 to 1277 code for a protein of 377 amino acids. Gene Ontology annotation, biological process: regulation of DNA-templated transcription.
AGUGCAGACAUUCACUCGUGUCCAGAUCUGUGAAAGAUAGGGAGGUGUGAUAUGUGCAGGUAGUGCGUCGCCUAGUGCUGUGUGAUUGAACCGUUGCCCAGUCGGACGACUCCAGAUGCGAUGACGUAUUUCUAGCUUCUUUCAUGUUGUGGACCCUGGACAGAUACUUUAAGAUGCAAGAAAUCGAGUGUUCGAGUAAGACUGACAGUGAGAUGCCGCCCUACCUUGCGAAAUACGAGAGUCCCAUGUCCUCCAGAUCCGCCAGUCCUUGUGUGCCGGAAAAAGACGCCCAAAAAUACGCUUCGGACGACGAGAUCAGCGUCGGUUGUCCCAGUCCCGUCAACAACUCCUCGUCCCACUUCCAAGAGUCCGAGAACGACGACCAGAAUUCCCAAGAGUGCCGGUGUCCAGAGGCCGAAGUCGAGGACUAUUUCAAACCCUUAAAAAAGCUCAAAAUGGCGGAACCGGACAGGCAGAUAUCGCCCACGAUGGAGGUAGACGAACACUCGAACAGUGGCGUGAAAAGUUUUUCGAUAAUGGACAUCUUGAACCACAAACCGGCCAAAACGGCGCCCACUAGGAUAGUCCGACCGUGGGACAUCGACACGGACAUGGACGCCCAGCAGAGGCUGGAGUCCUUCCACAGACAGUUGACGGUGCAAAAACUGGCCCUCUUGAGGCCCGAGUUCGCGAAUUUCAACGCGAGCUACACGUCCGAAACGGCGAGCGACAGGUCGUCUAGCGUCGCGAGCGACUGUUGCUCGCCGGAUAUUGUGUCGCCGACGGUGCAGAGGCCUAGGCCGCAAGGGAAGCAACCGGGAGCGACGCCUCUGGACGCCCUCUUCCAGAUGACGUCCAAGACGUUCGAUUCUAGCCAGGGAGAAAGUAGCGCAGAUGGACAGAACCACCUUAACCUCUUCAACAACAGGCAGCAACCGAAGAAAAAGAGAAAAUCUCGCACUGCCUUCACGAACCACCAGAUUUUCGAGCUGGAAAAGCGGUUCUUGUACCAGAAGUACCUCAGUCCAGCCGAUAGGGACGAGAUAGCGUCUAGUCUGGGCCUGACCAACGCUCAGGUGAUAACGUGGUUCCAGAACAGAAGGGCCAAGUUGAAGAGGGACAUGGAGGAGCUGAAGAAAGAUGUGGAAAGCGCCAAGCUGUUGUCCGCCCAUAAGAGUUUCUUGGAAAACGUCCAAGACUUGGGUAUUUUAAAGAAGAAAGCCGUCAUCUGCGAGGAUGAUUGUCCAAAGAACCUGGUAGUGGCGCCUGGUAAAUAAGGCUGAAAAAUGCGAAAGACUUAUGUGUAUAUAAGUGAGAAUGUUCUUCGAAUGUCGAAUUUUCUCUUGUCGCUAUAGUUCAAUUGUAAAAAUUCUCGUGAUCGUACUAAUCCCAUUCAAACCAUCAGUGUACAAAUUGUAAAAAGUUAAUUUAAGUUUGAGAUGGAGAUUGAUGUAUUUAUAACACUUGUAUCAUAUUGUUAAGUUGUACGCAAUAUUUAUUUUACGUCUCAUGACGGGUCUCUGCAAUAUUUUCCUAAUACGGAGGAGCUUUAGUAUCAGAUUUGUCAUUAUUGUCAUUGUCUUAUUAAAAUUCUCUAUAAGAA